AUGGAAAUAGACGCAGCCUCCAGCGCGUCCAGCGACUCCCACAUGGGGAACUACUGUCACAAUGUUAACAACUUGAAUUACUAUCCGGAUAAUUUUUACUUCACCGCCAAUUGUAGGCUGGAAAACUACUUCGCGAAUGACAAAAUCGCGAAAAAGGUGGAAACGAGCACCAACGGGAAAGUCGACUAUUUUAAGAGGGACGAUUAUUGUGGUGUGGUGAACCCCAAACUAGACGACGUUGGUAGCAGGACGGUGCAAUUGGAUUAUUAUAAUAAUAACAGCAAUAAUAGCAGUAUAGUUAGUGUUGACAAGAAGGUUCCGGAUGGUACCAUACAGUUGAACAAUGUCGAUAGUUACGGGAAGAAGUCUAUGAGUUUUUCGCCGGAUCAGGUGCAAUGUAUGUGCGAAGCACUCCAACAGCGUGGAGACAUAGAACGGCUGGCGACGUUCCUCUGGUCGCUACCACCCUCCGAGCUUCUUAGAGGCAACGAAAGCAUCCUCAGGGCGCGAGCGGCUGUCGCCUUCCACAGAGGUUCCUAUCACGAAUUGUACUCUAUUCUGGAGUCGCACGCCUUCCACACGCGUUGGCAUCCGGAGCUCCAGACUCUGUGGUUUAAGGCCCACUACAACGAGGCGGAGAAGAUAAGGGGAAGACCACUAGGUGCUGUGGAUAAAUACCGGCUGCGGAAAAAGUACCCUCUCCCGAAGACGAUAUGGGACGGGGAGGAAACGGUUUACUGCUUCAAAGAGCGUAGUAGGAACGCCCUGAAGGAGUGCUACUUGAGGAACAGAUACCCAACCCCCGACGAAAAAAGGGCGCUAGCGAAAAGGACAGGUCUGACGCUGACGCAGGUCUCCAACUGGUUCAAGAACAGGCGACAGAGGGACAGGACGCCGCAGUCUAGGCCGGAUCUUCUAAUCAGCAAUAUGUCAAUAAGCCAGGGCAAUAUGAUGAACACGAUGACCAGCCACCACCAGCCCAGUUUAGACAUGACAGCUUUCCAGGCGGCUUCAAAACUGUUCGAUCCCAAUUGUACAGUCACUUCCUGUUAUCCUGAUUACCAGAUGGCAUAG
Molecule: messenger RNA, 1074 nt
Organism: Anoplophora glabripennis (Asian longhorned beetle)
Lineage: Eukaryota; Metazoa; Arthropoda; Insecta; Coleoptera; Cerambycidae
Product: homeobox protein six1-like
Exons: 5
Coding region: 1-1074 (357 amino acids)
Biological process (GO): regulation of transcription by RNA polymerase II
Cellular component (GO): transcription regulator complex; nucleus
Molecular function (GO): DNA-binding transcription factor activity, RNA polymerase II-specific; RNA polymerase II cis-regulatory region sequence-specific DNA binding
Source: RefSeq, a predicted model, not a curated record